This is a messenger RNA of Leishmania braziliensis MHOM/BR/75/M2904, 705 nucleotides long. RefSeq lists its product as hypothetical. The transcript has a single exon. Lineage: Eukaryota; Euglenozoa; Kinetoplastea; Trypanosomatida; Trypanosomatidae. The record is from RefSeq and is a predicted model, not a curated record. The coding region runs from base 1 to 705 and encodes 234 amino acids.
AUGCCUCUCAAGAAGAAUGCGUUGAUGUACUCCAUCGAUCCGGAGCUGUACGCUCGCUCGCAUGCACCGGCCACUACAGUCGCUAUGGGGAUGAAGAGCUCUCAAGCCUCCUCGCUCUGCUGGGCCAAUCAGGUGCGGCGCGAAGAGGCGAUUCGCGAAAUGUGGAGUGCGACGUACGACCCACAGCGCAACCGAGAAAAAAAGGCCCUGCAAGCGGUGCAGCAGACCCGCGCCCGUGAUGCGGCGCGGCAUGAGGCAUAUGUGAACCCCGAAAACAACCCAGAACUGUAUAGUAUCCUGUACAAGAGACCACCUCCAUCCUCUGUGUGCGACUCGGGAGUGACAACGGCAUCAUCCUCGUCUCCCCAGCACAGCACCUCCACGGCAGCACCGGAAGAGACAGCGAAGGAUACCAGUAACUCAGGCAACAACUCCUUUGCUCGCUACGCGCGCUCUACCACACACGAAUACCUUCAGGCUCGCUGCAGAAACAACACGUUGCAGCAGCGCUACCCGAGCGGACCGGCCACCGCCGCACAGGCUGUGGGGUGGGCUGUCGGCGCUACCGGCGGAACGUCGGUGUCGUCAUCAGAGGCUUCAUUUUCGCCGCACCUCCGGGUGCGCCGUCGCCAGAUGGGCACCUAUCGCAAGCCCGAAGACGACGAACACGCGUUGCUCUUCGGCUACGACUAUGCACCGAAGUAG